UCGAGGCGUCUUCCUAGUCUGGUUGCUAGCUAAUGUGCUAGCUUGCUGUCUGUCUUGUUUUUAUGCAUAACCUUGCACUUAGUCAACAUAUAAAUAAAGAUACAUAUAUUUAAAGGUUUAAUAUUAAUUCAUAUUUCGAAGUAGACUGCGAUGUGAAAAAGCCAGCGUUUACAACUUCACAUGAGUUCCGGGAAGAUAAAGGACAUGGGGGACAUCUUGGCCAAUGAAGCUGAUCUUCUUGGGAUGAUCAAGGAGUAUUUGAAGUAUGGUGAAUUUGAAGAGACAGUUCAUCACUUUGAGAAGGAGUGUAAAAACAAGGGGAAAGUUGUUCCAAAGCCCAGAGGCAACAAUCUUCGGGACACGAAAACGCUGAUUAUCCAGAAGGACCUGUUGAGCUCAUUUGAUGACGGCGACUUCAAGGUGUUCUUCGAGCUGUGGACAGAGUUUGUCCCUUUGGAGGUCAGGGACUGUGAUCCUCACGCCCAGAAACUGGAGUUUUACCUUCAUGUCCACUUCACCAUCUUCCCUUUGAAAAUCCACUUGGGCAGACAUGACCGAGCAGACUUUGAGGUGAGGAUCACCCACUUCAAGCACUACCUGGAGACACGAGGGGCAGCACUCAGUCAGACCACUGAGUUCCUACCCUACUACGCCCUCCCCUUCGUGCCCAACCCUGUGGUGCACCCUUCCUUCAGAGAUCUCUUCCAGGAUUCCUGGAUUCCAGAGAUGAAGCAAGAGCUGGAGAAGUUCCUGACUGUGACACUGAAUGUGUCCGACACUCCAAGGCUUCUGUCGUUAUAUAAGGAUGGCGGAAGGAAAACCAAAGACACCAUACAGCAGCUGCAGCAGCAGCUGGCCGAAGCAGAGAAGAGGACCAGCAGCUACAUGAGGAGGUUCAAUAAGAUGCAGGCCGAUCACCACAACCUGAUAGGAGUCACUGCCGAGCUGGUGGACUCUCUGGAGGCUACAGUCAGUGGGAAAAUGAUCUCCCCAGAAUACCUCCAGAGUGUGUGUGUGCGUCUCUUCAGUAGCCAGCUGAGGCAGAGUGCGGCGCAGAGCAUCGACUUCACCAGGCCUGGCACUGGAUAUUACUCUAUGAGUCCUUAUGAUGACGGAUAUGCUUCCUCAUUGCUACGAGCGUCUAUUGUACCUCAGAGGCCUAAGGAGGUGCCGCUGCUGCCCUCUCUGGACUAUGACAAGCUGAAGAGAGACUUGCUGGGGGGAUCAGACAGACUCAAGGCCCUGCUGCUCCAGGCCCUGUGCUGGAGAUUGACCCGUUCUCUCCAAGGUGAGCAGAGGGACACGGUACUGCAGGCCUACGUCAGCAACGACCUCCUGGAUUGCCACAGCACCAGACAGAAACCUGUGUUCCUUUUGAUGAGGUCGAAGAACGAGACGGUCAGGCAGUACAUGGCUCGUCUCAUCAAUGCUUUCGCUUCCCUCGCAGCGGGUCGUGUGUACCUGUCCCAGGUCCCGUCUUUGUUGAGGCUGCUCAUUGAGUCUCUAAGGACAGAGGAGAAGGACUCUGUGAGCAGAGAGAAUGUCCUGGGAGCCCUGCAGAAACUCAGCCUCAGGAGGAGCCAGCAGUCAGCCAUGAUAGAGGAUGGUCUCAUUGACUGGCUGGUAGAUGAGCUGCAGGACUCUGACUGUCUGUCUGACUACACUCUGGAGUACGCUGUGGCCCUGCUCAUGAACCUAUGUCUACGCACCAGAGGUAAGAGGAAGUGUGCUGAGAACCCUAAAUACGUGCUGAAGGUUCUGACUGACCUUCUGGGACACGAGAACCACGAGAUUCGGCCGUACGUGAACGGAACCCUUUAUAGCAUCCUGUGUAUUCAUGCAGUGCGAGAGGAAGCCAAGGAGAUGAGUAUGGAGGAGAUUCUUCACUGCUACAGUAAAGAGGAGAACCCGGAGCUCAACAGGCAGAUUGAGUUUAUUAUCAAACAGCUCAACUCAGGGGAGGUGACUGAAGAGGGACCAGAGUCUGAUGACGAAGAGGAGGAUGACGAUGAUGAGGAAGACGCGAUAGAGACGGACCUUGAUAAAGAUGAAGUGCUUCAGCUGCAGCCCAGAGAGUUGUCCGGAGAGACACUACUGACCACAGAGUACCUGGGGAUCAUGACCAACAUGGCGACGAGGGUGAAGAGGAGAUCAGCAGCUCCUCUUGGACGGAGUGUCGAUGAACCCCUGCAGCGACCCGUGACCCCCAUCUCCCACCGAAACACACACAUCAUGGACUUCCGAGGCGGCAGCGAGGGCGACAGGGAGGUAGGGUACCCCUUGAGCAGACAGAGGAGCGAGGACAGCCUGCCCCCGUCCCGCUACAGCUCCCGCCCCCCCACCCGCUCCGGCAGCCGGCCCAGCACCAGCGAAUCCCUGCACCACUCCAUGGACUCAGAGUGUGGCCGUUCGUCCCAGGAGUCUGGUGGGUCAUAUGAAGGACGAAGAGCCCAGGAGGGGGAGGAGCGCAACGGACACUCUGCCAGCAUUGAUAAUGUCCCCGGGUUUACAAGUCGGCCCAAGAUUCCCCGCACGCCGGAGAGUGAUGCACCAGGCAUGGAUCCUCGGAGGGGUCGCGUUGUCCCGCCACUGGCCCCCCAGUUCUCCCAGUCUGAGCCUCAGCAGAGCAGCAGCCGACCUGGAUCAGGGGCCUCCGUCACAGUGGGAGGGCCAGGCAGACAGAGCAACCAGUCGGAAGACAGGAAGUGAAAAGGACCUUUCACCACGGGGCCGCCAUAUCUCCUGAGGAGCCUCCAGCUUCCUGUAACUCCAUCCGCAGGUUGUGAUCAGGGUCAGGGCAUUAGAGAGGCUAGAGGUCGGUGGAGAGGUGGAGGAAGAGAGAGAGGGGUAGGAAGGAGGGAGAGGUGGAGGAAGGGGGUCGAGAAGGAGGGAGAGGUGGAGGGAGAGCGAAGGCAUAGGAAACAAUGUGCAGGAUUGUAGCUCAGGGAGGGGCCCCUUUCAAACCUCGGUAUAGAACACUUCGGUAACACAACACUGCUCUCAAAAUAAGCACAACAACAAAUAAGCUUGCAAGUCGCUUGAUACGCCCUACCUACCUAACCAGCUGGCCAAGGCUUUCUUCUCUUUACCUUUCUCUCUAUUUUAACUCUCUCUCCUGGAGCAUAAGCACCAAAGUACUCACUCUCCCAUGUCAUCUUAAACACAUUGGACAUUACAUAACCAGCUACUGGACAAAAUUCAUUCAUUCCAAUUCUAUGGUACCGUGAACAUUACCAGCUAUAAUGUAGUAGCACUAUUGCUAACCAAAGGCUGUGUCUCAUCAAAGAUGGUUGAAAGGGUUGAUAGAGGGUUCCUUCCACCAAGUUGCUUUUCCACUUGACUGUUAGGAAUUUUAAAUGAGUGACCCAUUGAGGAAGGAGGAAAUGAAAGUAUUUAUGACUCACACUAUGGUUAAUGGAGAGAGGGCUCCUUUACAAGCAUCUAUUUAUGACUCACACCGUGGUUGUUACAUCGUAAAAAACAAAUGAAAUGUAAUCAGUGUCUUAUCCCUCUGUUUCCGGUGACGAGGUGGUCGUAGUACAGGGUGUAUAACAGGUGAAAUGAAGCUGGACUUUCCUGCCACCUUUCCUUUUUCAGUUUAAAAGGUUUUGGUUUUAGCUUUUGGUUUUGACUCGGCCUCUUCCUAAUCCAUAUGGAAUGUAUCCAGUGGCUCAAUGACUGAUUCUUCCCUCCUGCUUUCCAUCUGAACUUUAAUGCUCUCCAGUUACCGCUCUCCUUUUAAGCCUAUACUUAAAUGCUUAACUAAUACUUUCAUAGGAACUACAUGAAACAGCUGUAGACAGUAUUUUACAACCAACCAAUACACGUCACAUUAUGGACAAAUCUCUCUUUUGUCCAGGAAUUAAUUUUUCCUUUGUUCUAUACGGAUGCUUAUAAAGAAACGGGGAUUGAAUUACUUAUUUACUAAAGGCGUUUUUUUUUUGUCUGUGUGUUUAUCGAAAUCAAGUUGUUACGCUGGUCUGGAUCGUCUCUUGACUUGUAAAUAGUUUGUUGGUUGCUCAGCUCUUUGAAGGGAAAUGUCAACUAAGUGAAUAUCAGCUUUACUUUGAUUUGUUAUCGUAAUUCACUUUGAAUAGCUGCUUUCAUUGAACUUUUCAUUUUGUUAAAUUAUAGUGUUUACAAGAAAGACACAAGGAUGAGGUACUUCUGUCAGGCUGGUGUACAUUAGACUGUAGAUAAUCAUCUGUCAGGCUAGUGUACAUUAGACUGUAGACAAUCAUCUGUCAGGCUGGUGUACAUUAGACUGUAG
Oncorhynchus masou masou (cherry salmon) is the source of this 4270-nucleotide messenger RNA. RefSeq names its product lisH domain-containing protein ARMC9. NCBI's taxonomy places the organism in Eukaryota, Metazoa, Chordata, Actinopteri, Salmoniformes, Salmonidae. Gene Ontology annotation, cellular component: ciliary basal body; centriole; ciliary tip. Gene Ontology annotation, biological process: cilium assembly. The record is from RefSeq and is a predicted model, not a curated record.